AUGAAAACUUCGUCAUCAAGCUCAUUGAGCAUAUCGAGAUCAAGUAAUUUGGAGUCACCUUCAAUGUCACUGAUUUCAAGCAAAAUAUCCAAUGAAGAUUCCAAAAAUAAACCUGAAACUGAAACAGAAUCAAAAGUUGAAACAAAAGGAAGUAAGCAUGAAGAUCGGUCAAUAACAGAAACUUCCGACCAACUGGCAAAACAAGAGCAAGAAGGACAAGGACGUUCCCAAAACGAACCAAAACAAGAGUUGAUUCAAAGUUUGAAUAAAUAUGUUUUCAACACGCAAUGUGGUAAUGGACAAACUUUCAAUAAUUUCCCAAUUAUUGUUAGAAUUCCUAUUAACGAUAAACAAGGUAGGCAAGAAAUUGAGAAUUUUGUUUCUGGAUGUUCAGGAAUAUCAGCAGUCUAUCAUCAUCAAGAGAAGAAAGAAAUUGAUAAGGCGGUGGAGUUUUUCAAUAUAGGAUUCACUACAAAGAAGGAAUUGGAUGAUUUGAUUUAUAAAUUGUACCAAGAACAAAUUGUUUAUGAAUUGGAUUAUUCAAAAUUUAUAUCGCAUCCAGGGAUUCUUUUCAUUAAAAAUUUAUCAAGCAAUUUGAUGUUUGAUAAUAACUAUAAUCAUAAAGAAGACAGAACAGAAGACGACUACGACGACGACCAAGAGGAAACAGAAACAGAGUCAAUUACCAUUGUGGAAUCUACUGAACCCAAGCAUAAAUUGUUUGAAUUUUUAAUGGAUAAUUCAUAUUUUAAAUCAUUACAAGAGGUGAAAAUUUUCAAUAAUGAUAAUAACAAUAUUUCUACCAUACCUUUAUCAUCAUUUGCCAUUGUUAAAUUUUCUAAUCAUUUGGAUGUUGAUAUUUUAAUUAAAAAAUAUAACAAGUAUGUCCCCAAUAUUUUCAAUAAUAAUACCAAUAUUCCAUUGUUUCUUAAUAAAUAUCUUAAUCGAAAAGAAAGAUUUGUGUUCCCAGGAGCACCAAAUUUGGCCAAUACUACCAAUAACACAACUAAUAGUAGUGGUGGUACUAGUAGUACAGGAACAACAACAACAACAAACACAACAAUUAGCCCUACAAGAUCAAUGGAUAAUUUUAAUCUUAUUAUUGUUGAAAAUUUACUCAAUUUUUUACCUCGAAUAAAAUUGAAUGAAGAAGUAUUUAAUGGGUUUAUAAAUAAAUUUAAUAGUUUUGGUAAUUUAAUUGAUCAAAUUUAUUUCCCACUUUCAGAUAAGGGAGCAAACUUGGAAGAAAUUAAAACUUUGGAUUUUGGAUUCAUUAGAUUCAAACAACUAGGUAGUAACAACAACAAUAAUGGCAACACAAAUAUAAUGGAAAAUACUUUACGAAUAUUGUAUUAUUUGAAUGGAUUGACUUGGGAAGAAUUUAAUCAAUUGGAUGUAAACAAUUUACGUUCAUUUUUACAAGAUGCCAAAUUUGAACAGCGCGAGCUACCAAGUGAAGAAGAAGAAAACGAAGAAAAUGAGACAAACAAUACUACUACUACUACUACUAAUGAUGAUGAUAAUGAUCAAGGUUCAAAUCAAGGUAAACUCUCAAUUACAAUUGCUCAACAUAAGCAUAAUCAUUAUUUGUUUGCUCAAUCUAAUAGUUUAUAUUUAUCAAUGGGGAAAGAUUCUAGUAUUUCCAUUAGUUUCCCAAAUCCGGUUUUCACUAUUAAUCAAUUUUCACGAAGUUUAAAUUAUCAAGAAACAAAUAUUUAUGUAAAUAAUUUGCCCAUUGUAUUUAAUAAUGAUGAUUGUACAUGGGAAUCAUUUUGGGGUCAAUUUGGAAUUAUUAAAUCGGCCAAAAUUAUUAAACCUCAAUUUUAUCAUGAAUAUGAAGAUGAUCAUAAAUCAGGUAAAAUUGGAUUUGUGUUUUACAAGACAUUUAAAAUGGCCAUUAGAGCUAUAUUAAUGACAAAUAAUAAAGUGGUUAAUGUUGGUCAUUAUAAUCCUAUUGUUAUUCAAUCUUCAUUUGCUAUUCAAAAAUCAAAUUCAAAUAAAGAUUCAAAACAACAACAACAACAUAAUCAUCAUAAUAAUUUAUCUAUUACUAAUCCUAAUCAUAUGGUGGUGGGGUCCAACAAUACUGUAUCUGCAACGGCUGCAGCAGUAGCGGCAGCGGCAACAGUGGCAAAUCAAUCGUAUUAUACUUAUCAACCAAUGUUGCCUUAUUAUUAUGGUUAUCCUGCAACUCCUUACCAAUUUGCCAAUGUAUUACCUGGUCCACCACCACCACCACCUCCACCACAUCCCCACCCACUUCCUGGUGCUGCUGGUUCUGCUGGUUCUGCUAAUUCCGUAACUGGUGAUAAUAAUAGAAAUACGGCAAUGUCUGCUGCUGCUACUGCUGCUACUACUACCGCGUAUUCAAAUUAUUUGAUACCAGCAAGAGGUUAUCCAUAUUAUUAUUUCAAGUUGGGUGUGGAUAAAUCAAACAAAGAGUAA
Messenger RNA from Candida albicans SC5314, 2445 nucleotides. RefSeq lists its product as uncharacterized. Bases 1 to 2445 code for a protein of 814 amino acids. The record is from RefSeq and is a predicted model, not a curated record. Gene Ontology annotation, molecular function: RNA binding. The transcript has a single exon. NCBI's taxonomy places the organism in Eukaryota, Fungi, Ascomycota, Pichiomycetes, Serinales, Debaryomycetaceae.